Leishmania braziliensis MHOM/BR/75/M2904 is the source of this 1251-nucleotide messenger RNA. RefSeq lists its product as hypothetical. Bases 1 to 1251 code for a protein of 416 amino acids. NCBI's taxonomy places the organism in Eukaryota, Euglenozoa, Kinetoplastea, Trypanosomatida, Trypanosomatidae. The transcript has a single exon. The record is from RefSeq and is a predicted model, not a curated record.
AUGUGCGUGUGCCGCAUGGCAAAGAUGCAAACCCGCUGCCCAGCUGGCACUAAAACGGUAGGCGAUGUGCUGUGGCUCUCCGCAGGUGAUACGCUCAGUGGCGCAGAGCAGCCACGCAAUGGCACUGCGCGACUCGUCCCACCUGGCAUGUCUGACUUGCCUCCGCGGCAGCUGGCGCUGCUUCCGACUCCCCAGCCCCAUAAACCGCGACGCACAGCCGUCGUACACCGUCGCGGCCAGCACUGCUCCUCCGUCCGCAGCACCUCCUCGCGUCGCCCUCUCGAUGAGGCGCUCUUUUGCGCCCUCAUAAUGGAGAGUGAAGCGGAGGUCCUGCGGCGGUUGCGGGCACAUGGGCUGGCAGCGCUCAUGGAUGACUUUCAAACGGUAUGCAGCAACCUCAGCCUGCAUAACGUACGGUCAGAGGAGUUCACCUUCAUGUGCGCCGCUGUGCUUCAGUGCCCAGUGCGACCUCGCGACGGCGAGAUCGUCUUUGCGUUUCUGCGGGGGGAUCGCACACCAGGCGGUGGCAUCAGCGUCGUGGAGCUUCUUGAGCGACUGCGGACGCUGUUUGAGCCACUCGAGGUACUCUGUGCGCUGCAGCUCAAAUGUCUUCUCGAAACGCGCCGACUCGAUUACUGCAACGUGGCACUCAAUGAGCUCGAGAGGGCUGGGGCCGGGCUGCGCUCCCUUCUCACCAACAACCCGCUCAGGGACAAAGUGGACGCGGAAUGGGAGCGGCUAGUCGCCGAGCUGCUGCGGCUGCAGGUGCACUUUGCAGUGCCCGUACCGACGUUUCGCUUGCUGGUGCGCCGCUCUGCGCGCGCGCUGCGGUCGGUGGUGCGCGCGCUGGGGUGGGAUGGAAAAAUACGAUGGCGUCUCUGUCGGGAGGAGGAGGACGAGGUCAGUGAUGACGGAGUGCAGGAGCCACUUCGUGCAUUCGAUGUUAGCCGUCUCACAGCAUGUACAGUACUUGACCUUUGCAACGAGGCUGGUGUGCAGGACAGGGGCACAGCGCUUCUCUCCUCUGUGACGAAGACGUACAAUCGAGGUCUGACGAUACGAACGAAGUCUCCGGUCGCCGCUGAGGGUCUGGGCCCUGCGCUGCGGGCAACCGUGCGAGCUACGAGGCAUGCCUCGCCGUUUCGCUCGCCAAACUCUGCGGCCGACCCGACGCACCCCCGCUUCAAAGCUGACCUCUACGCUGUUUUGCCGGCUUCACCAUCUUGUACAGCGGCCAGGAUGACUGCUUGA